UUUUUUUUUCUCUUCAGAUCUCUUCUAAUUCUUCUGUUAGUGUUUUUGUUGUUGCAAUGUUUGUAUUAUUUGCUUUUAUUUAUUGAACCCCAUUAAGGAAAAUGUCAGCUUCACUAGCUGCAUUUGAGAGACCAAGAAUUGGUUCUUCAAAUACGGUUUUCAAGAGUGGGCCACUAUUCAUAUCUUCCAAAGGACUAGGUUGGAAAUCUUGGAAAAAACGCUGGUUCAUCCUUACGCGGACAUCUUUGGUCUUCUUCAAGAAUGAUCCUAGCACACUUCCUCAGCGAGGUGGUGAAGUGAAUCUAACUUUGGGUGGAAUCGACUUAAAUAAUUCAGGGAGUGUUGUUGUCAGAGAAGAUAAAAAGCUAUUGACUGUACUGUUUCCAGAUGGACGCGAUGGACGAGCUUUUACACUUAAGGCAGAGUCAUCAGAGGAUUUGCAUGGGUGGAAGACAGCCCUUGAGCAUGCUCUUGCACAAGCGCCAAGUGCUGCUUUGGUGAUGGGACACGAUGGCAUUUUCCGGAAUGACACUAGUGAUUCCUUUGAAGGGUCUUUCCAUCAAUGGAAGGAUAAACGCCCUGUUAAAUCUUUUGUUGUUGGGAGACCUAUUCUGCUCGCCUUAGAAGAUAUAGAUGGAGGCCCUUCCUUUCUGGAGAAGGCACUGAAAUUUCUUGAGAAAUAUGGUUCCAAGGUCGAAGGUAUAUUACGACAGUCUGCAGAUGUUGAGGAAGUGGAGCAGAGGGUAAAAGAAUAUGAAGAAGGCAAAACUGAAAUAGGCCCGGGAGAGGAUGCUCAUGUUAUUGGUGACUGUGUUAAGCAUGUGCUUCGUGAGCUGCCCUCAUCUCCUGUUCCUGCUUCCUGCUGUACUGCUCUGUUGGAAGCUUACAAAAUUGAUCGAAAGGAAGCUCGAGUUAAUGCUAUCCGCUCUGCCAUUCUCGAAACAUUUCCUGAUCCAAAUAGGCGCUUAUUACAGAGAAUUCUGAAGAUGAUGUAUACAAUUUCUUCACAUGAAUCUGAAAACCGGAUGACCCCAUCAGCUGUUGCUGCUUGUAUGGCGCCAUUACUUUUAAGGCCUCUUUUAGCUGGCGAAUGUGAGUUGGAUGAUGAUUUUGAUGCCAAUGGCGAUAAUUCUGCUCAGCUUCUUGCUGCUGCUACUGCAGCCAAUAAUGCCCAGGCUAUCAUUACAACCCUUCUUGAGGAGUAUGAGAAUAUUUUUGAUGAAGAUAAUCUACAUAGGUGCUCUAUUUCAGCAGAUUCUCAAAUUGGACGUAGUGGGAGUGAAGAAUCAUCAGAUAAUGAAAAUCUGGAUAUGAGAGACAAUGGUUAUCAUGAUGCUGAAAAUGAGGUUGACCCAGAUACUGAUGAUGAUUGUGAUCGCAUAUUGAGUGGUAAAUUAAGCGAAAGCAGUGGUUCUGCUGCCAGUGAUCUUUAUGAUUAUAAGGGGUUUGGACGUAAUGACUCAGAUGUUGGAUCUCCAAUAGAUGGUUGUUUACAAGAAGUGAAAUUGAAACCAAAGGUGGACUCUCAGCCACUUGCAGGUUCUAAUGUCCCAUUAAAUGAACUGGAAAGACGUGGAAAUGAUAUAAAUGCUUUUCGCGAAUUAGCUGUUACUGAGUCUCAGCGAUCCAUGGGUGAGAUACUGUCAUCUAUGGAUCCUGGGCCACCCCUCGGUGUCCCUGGACCUGAUUCAGGCAUAGAGAAACCGAGCAGCAAGCUAACACCUUCAAACCAGAAUGUCAAAAGGUCAACAUUUUGGGGGAGAAGCAAUGGUAGAAGUACUCCAUCAACAGAAUCAAUUGAUUCUUCUGGAGAGGAAGAGCUUGCUAUACAGAGACUUGAGAUAACAAAAAAUGACUUGCGCCAUAGGAUUGCGAAGGAGGCAAGAGGAAAUGCGAUUCUGCAAGCAAGCCUGGAGAGACGAAAGCAAGCUUUGCACGAGCGUCGCUUGGCCCUUGAACAAGAUGUGGCUAGACUACAAGAACAGUUACAGGCUGAGAGAGACUUGAGAGCUGCACUUGAAGUUGGUUUGAGCAUGUCUUCUGGACAGUUGUCAGGUUCUCGUACUAUGGAUUCCAAGACUAGAGCUGAGCUUGAAGAAAUAGCCCUUGCCGAAGCAGAUGUGGCUAGACUAAAGCAAAAGGUUGCUGAGUUGCACAAUCAACUUAAUCAGCAACGACAGCAUCAUUAUGGCUCAUUAGCUGACACUUGUGAUCGUUCUCAAAAUGGGCCAAACCAUAAUUCUCAGUUGAAGUUUUACCAGCAGGAUUUUGACACAACACUUGCUUUCUGUAAUCAUGAAAGAAGACAAAGAAAUGAGGAAUUGCUGGGUUCCGAUUUGAGGAACAUGAAAGGACAAGUACCAAUAUCUGCCUCUGGUAUUAGGCAGCCUUCUCGGAAACAACUCCGAGAGACAAGCUUAAGUGAUUCUAAGAGUACUGAAGCAUCAACCAGCCUGUCUGUGGGUGAAUACGGUGCUGUUGAUUCUCCCCCCCUGCAUUCGACUUCAAAGGCCACUGAGCAGGUGAUGGAUUAUACACGACACCCUUCGGCUGCAUCUUCUACUUUGGUCGAAUUAACAACACGUCUUGACUUCUUCAAGGAAAGGCGCUCUCAACUGAUGGAGCAACUCCAUAACCUUGACCUAAACUAUGGACCAACAUCUCAUCAACCUAUGUACAAACCUUCAUCUCCUCCAUGGAACUGAAUUAAGAUUUUGUUUGAGCUUUCAAAGCUCCUAUCGUUUGUAUAUCCUCUGUGUAUUAUAGCCUAUAGGUUUCUAAAAUACUGUAUACUUCGAGGUAUCCUUAUCGUUCUCACCUCUGCCCUUUCUUUUUGGUUGUAUUGAUGAUACCUCUAUGUAUCGUUAGUGAUCUCAUUAAUUCUGAAAUUCACAUUGUAAAAUAAUAAAUGUAUAUUAUUGUGUCGUCUUGUAGACAAGGCACCUUGCCGCAUGCAGUUGGAACAUUUUCAUGUA
This is a messenger RNA of Lycium ferocissimum, 2975 nucleotides long. RefSeq names its product rho GTPase-activating protein 7-like. The transcript has 22 exons. Gene Ontology annotation, biological process: signal transduction. The coding region runs from base 102 to 2705 and encodes 867 amino acids. The record is from RefSeq and is a predicted model, not a curated record. NCBI's taxonomy places the organism in Eukaryota, Viridiplantae, Streptophyta, Magnoliopsida, Solanales, Solanaceae.